UGCUGCAGUCAGUCAGCCUGUCAGCGCACCUCAAUGAAGUCAGUCAGUCAGUCAAUUCCGAAUGUGCACCAAUUGUGGCAAACGUACUUUUAGUGCAACACACGCUUGCGCAGUGUAAUAGACAGUCUGCAAAGUCAGUCAGCGAACCGUUGAAGCGGCGAGUCAGUAGUGAGCUUGUCACGUAUUGAAUUCGUAUGCGACGCUCCCAGCACCCAGCAGGCACCCAAGUGAACCGAGUGAAUAUUUGUAAACAAGUAAUAAAUUUCUAUAUAAACUGUCGAGACAACUGAAUAGUGAGUGAAAGAUACAAAUCGCACACUUCAACAUCGACAACGCAGCGGUAAAUUGACAGUUUUACGAGGGAGGCGCGAACAAAGAGGAGGGCAGCCGUUUAAAAAAAAAAAAACAUUCGAGCAUUGAUGAAGCGCAGCUGCUUUGUGUGGCGGCAAGCAGAGUGGAGAACAGCCUACAGUAAUUUCGAGUGUAAAUAAAGCCGCUGAUUCAAUUCAAGCGCGUAACAAGCCCCAGCCAACGCGUAUCCGCGUUCAAACGCACUGCCACGCCCAUACGCGCAUACGCCCAUACGCCCACCCGCAGACUUUACAAUACAAACAUUUGUGCGACGUUGGCCUCCCGCUGAUUCGGCGCACAGUUGUAGCGCUUAGCGCGGAGAAGGCGUAGUGGAUAUUUGCUGCCAGCUGUAACAAAAACAAAAAGUUGCAAAAACAACAUAAAGAACUAUACACACCAGACUACAGUGAAUAGAACGUCAAUCGUCAUCAGCCCCAACCUCAGCUUCAGGGGAAGAAGCUCGCUCUUGUUGUUGUCUCACCACUGGAGCGACAUAAAUCCAAUGGAAAAUGGUGUUCUAUCACAGCAACAACAACAACAACAACAGCUACAGCAGAAGCAACAGUGGCGGCGACGAGCUCAACAACAGCGCACAUAGUUCGCUGGCAUCGGCGUCGGCGCUAACGUCAAAGCAACGCAGCAGCAGUUAUAAGAAGUAUCGACGCGCGAAACAGCUCCAAACUAGCAGCGUGUUCUGUGGCAAUGAUAGUUCUAAUGCCACAUUUUCGCUCGCCGCAUCCGCACUGCCACCAGACACAGUGGCAACAGCGACGCCCAAUGAGAACGCGCGCACGCCAACGCGCAACAAUCGCACGCAAGCAGGCGCGUCAUUGUCGUCAUCAUCCGUCUGUACUGCGUUGAGCGCCGGCUUUAGCACCUGCAGCGCGCUCAGUUUGUCGCUGAGCAUCCUGCUGCUCUUGCGGUUAGCGCCCACUGUCAGCGGCCUCGCAGUCGGCGUUGACACCACCAAUGCGAACAUCACGGAUUUGGGUAGUCCCGGUGGGUAUUCAAAAUAAUGUUCAAUUAAAACCAUUUAUUGCAGAAAUUUUUAUGAAAUUAAUCUAUGUAUUAGUACGUAUUUUAAUAUCUAACACCUUUUAAACUUGUAUCUACCUUCCAUGUUUUUGAAACUGCUGCUGUUGUCGCCUAUUGUAUAAAUUUCAAUGAGAUUUGUCAAUAUUUCGUUAAAUGCUCUAAAGCCCGAAGCAGCUCGGCCUGAAAGACAGUGGAUGAUCUGCCCGCUGCAUUGUUGGGUCCAAAAACACCUAUUCUGUUUUCCAUCCUUGACCUGUCUGUGUAACGAUAUAUAUCUGAGACUAAGGCCAAGAAGUCGUCCGCAAGUCCACAGGGCUCGGGAGGAAAUGCAAAAAGUUUUGUUUUGAUGGGAAAUUGACUUUGUCACAAUAUUCAAUCAAUGUGCCUCCAAAGGUAACCGCACCAAGAUUCUGCUCAUAUCUCCUGAUUAACGGUAUAAAAGCAGUACCCCAGUGGGUACACCCGUUUAAUACCGCCCUCUAAGUAUUACUGCCGCGUUUUCCUUUA
This is a messenger RNA of Rhagoletis zephyria (snowberry fruit fly), 1893 nucleotides long. RefSeq lists its product as uncharacterized. The record is from RefSeq and is a predicted model, not a curated record. Lineage: Eukaryota; Metazoa; Arthropoda; Insecta; Diptera; Tephritidae.